This is a messenger RNA of Coturnix japonica (Japanese quail), 1594 nucleotides long. It is a transcript of the gene ART5, whose product is annotated as ADP-ribosyltransferase 5. NCBI's taxonomy places the organism in Eukaryota, Metazoa, Chordata, Aves, Galliformes, Phasianidae. The record is from RefSeq and is a predicted model, not a curated record. Gene Ontology annotation, molecular function: NAD+ poly-ADP-ribosyltransferase activity; NAD+-protein-arginine ADP-ribosyltransferase activity.
CCUUUCCUGUUUGGCUGCUCCGGUUGCGGGGCUCCCAGAGCAGCUGGGCAGGAACACGCAGCAGUGGGGACAGCCCCACCGGGAACAGCAGUGGUUCGGGGACAGCGCUGCGCUGAGGUUUGACGUCUCCCAUCCCUGUGGGACCCGAGGAUGCUCCCCUUGCUGCGCUGUUCCUGGCUGUGCCUCGGGGCUCUGCUGGCUGCCCCCCAUGACGGGACCCAGCAGCUGCUGAUGGACAUGAGCCGCGACGCCUUCGACGAUCAGUACGAGGGAUGCGCCGAGGAGAUGGAGGCGGCGGGGCCGGCGCUGCUGGAGCGGGAGAGGGGACGGGGCGAGUCCCGGCUGUUCCGCAGGGUUUGGGGCCGGGCUGCGGAGCGCUGGCAGCGGGUGAAGGAUGCGCUGUCCCCCCUCCUGCCCCCCGGCUUCAAGGACGAGCACGGCCAAGCGGUGAUCGCCUACACCGACAACGACCUGCACCGCGUCUUCAACGCCGCCGUGCGGGCUGCCGGCCGCUCGUGGGCAGCCUACAACGCCAGCUUCCCCUUCAAGGCGAUGCAUUUCUACCUGACCAGAGCCCUGCAGUUGCUGCGGGUUCCCUGCGAGGCCGCCUACGGCACCGCCGUGUAUCGGGGUAUGGCGAGCGCCCGGUACCAGCUGCGCGGUACCAGCCCGUUCAGGUUCGGCUCCUUCGCCUCCUGCUCGUUCAGCAGGGAGCGAGCAGAGAGCUUCGGGCAGGACUCGUUCCUCAGCAUCCGCAGCUGCUUCGGGGUCCCCAUCCACGCCUUCUCUCUAUACACGGAGGAGGAGGAGGUGCUGAUCCCCGGCCAUGAGAUCUUCUGGGUCUUCCCCGACGGCGCCACUCACCGCUUCGUGCUGCGGAGCACCAACAGGACCUGCAGCCACUUCAACUGCGCCUUCCUGGGCCGUGAGUGGGGGCACAGCCAUCCCGAUGGCCGCUGCUGUGGCCUUCUGCUGCCCCCAACCCAUCCGACAGCACAACCCUUCUCCUUCCCGCAGAUGAGAAGAGCCCCGAGUGCAGGAGCAGCACAGCCACCCCCAGGCACGGAGAUGAGCUGUGAGGGGCAGAGCAACGUGAGCAGAGAGCUGCACAUGCAGGAGGGAUGCGUCAGCACGGCCUGCACCAGGGCAGAGCUGCUCGGGUCCCAUCUUCAGCGCUUCUUCAGCUCGUGGACUCAGCCCUGAAUCCCCUGUGGGUGGCUCUGCAGCCAUGGGGGGCCCAACGUGGGGCAGCAGCACAGCCCACAGCCCCUCACCAGCACACGGCCCGGGGUCUGCGGGGCUCUGGGCUCCAGGAUGGGGUCGGUGCUGGGGUGUGCUGAGGGUCUGGAGGGGGAAUGGGGAGCUCGGCAUGGAGAGCUGCAGGGAUUGAGGGGGAGAGCCCAGCGGGCACAGGAGCCGUGCAGAGGCAGCACUGCAGGGAACAGCCUUCUCCAGAAUGCAUUAAAAGCCCAAUUCUUGCUCCCAAAACGCUGUCUGAGCUGUUUGUGCUGAGGGGUCCAGAAGCCCACGUGGUGCCCACCAAAGGGCCACCGCUCCAACACGGGCAGCACAGCCGGACCCGUCCUCAGCUGCA